Habropoda laboriosa is the source of this 3159-nucleotide messenger RNA. RefSeq lists its product as uncharacterized. The record is from RefSeq and is a predicted model, not a curated record. Gene Ontology annotation, biological process: adenylate cyclase-activating G protein-coupled receptor signaling pathway; regulation of metabolic process. The transcript is spliced from 4 exons. Gene Ontology annotation, cellular component: membrane. Gene Ontology annotation, molecular function: G protein-coupled receptor activity; phosphatidylcholine binding. Lineage: Eukaryota; Metazoa; Arthropoda; Insecta; Hymenoptera; Apidae. Bases 1 to 3159 code for a protein of 1052 amino acids.
AUGUCAACGCCCGCCACCGACUCGUUGCCGUCCACCGUUUCCGGGGAAUUGACGACCGCUCUUAUACCUACGGUUACCAAGAUCGAUACUCGACUGGACGUCAAUCCCAUUUCGGUGGUUUUGGCGGUGUCGAUAGUCUGCAUUUUAUCGCCGAUCACCAUCACUGGAAACUCCAUUAUCUUGGCUGCCUUCUAUAGGUACAAGAGGCUGCGAACUGCAUCCAAUUACCUGCUGGUCUCUUUGGCCAUCAGUGACUUUGGGGUCGGGGUGUUCAUGCCCUUUGGUAUGCAGCUGGAGCUGUCCGGUCUACCGGAAAAUGGCGUUUCCACGUUGUGCAUUAUCCCGUACUGCGUUGUGAUCGCGUUAUGCAGCGUGAGCGUGCUGGUCACCGUGGCGAUCGCUGUUGACCGGUUGACAUCGUUGGCACAACCGUUGCGCUACAAGAACAUCAUCACCCACAGCAGCAUCGAGAAGUACAUUGUCGUGUUCUGGAUCUAUGCGAUAGCCGUAGGCCUCUCGCCUUUGAUCUACGCCGAAAUUACGGGGGAGACCCAACCGCACAGUGGCAACUGCAGGUUCGGGGCGGCUGUGCUCCCUCCAGUGAGGGUGUUCCUGGUUGUGGCAGUAUGGGCGCCGAGCGCCCUCGUCCUCCUCGGCUGCUAUAUGUACGUGUACCUGGUGGCACGUGCACACGCACGUGCGAUUUACACGGUGGAGUUGUCGUUCAGGCAUCAGACACAGACAUUGGCGUUACCGCGUUACGGUCAAACAUUGGCAGUCACGGUCGGCGCGUUUCUCAUCCUAUGGCUUCCGUUUCAGACCUGCAUGCUGCUGGAUAUUUUCUGCGGCACCAACAUCCUCAGCGAAUGGGCCGUCGUGUGGCUUGGGCUGCCUAUCAUGGCUCAUAGCGGCGUGAACCCGUGGAUUUACGCUUUUCAUCACGGUGAGAUGAGGAUUGCAGCUGGGAAGAUCACCGAGAAGUUGGUUGCUCUGUUCGGUGUGACACCCAGCCGCUAUGGUUGCUCGCCGAUGAGACGAGGUUCCCACACGAACAUGGAAUUAGCAGAGGUGAACAACAGCAACGACGAAAGACGGCAUCCUGUCGAGGAUUGUUUCGCAGUGAAGCAAAACAGCACACUGUACACCAGCAGACGGUGUCUGGAUUUAUCAGGCAGGCACACAGACAUCUCUCCGGAGAGGAACAUCGAUCACACGUCUUCUGGAAGCAGGCACGGUGACAUCGUUGAAGAAGACAUUCACGAUCUGACGAAGAUGCUCGAUUUGAAGUACAUCAUCGAUCGUAACCAUAUGAUCGACUCGAAUCACAACAUCGACAAGAUUAAGAACCUCAAAUACCUGCUGGAUCCGACGUUCAACAAGAUCAGACACCUGAGCAGAUUGAACCACAAGAGGCUCACCAGUAAGAACUUCUCGAAAGCGUCGGAACCGAAGUUCACCUCGUAUCAGAAUUUAAAGAGCGACAGUACUCUGAACCGUAAAGUACUGCAGAUGAACACCAUGUCGGAUCCAGUGUUGAGCGCCGACAGUCCAAUGGUGCACGCGAAAGACUUUCACGACGGUUUGAGUCCUAUGAACUGCAAGAGAAGAAACUCAACCCUGUGCUCGAUGUCGGAUCCUAAUAUCAAAGCUGCGACUGGACUGUCUUCCGAGGUGAAUCUUCGACUUCCGAGCAGCGGGAACGUGAUCGAGGCACAUAGAUACUCUGUACAGAACUUGGAUCACAACAGAUGCGACGGAGGAUUGGCUAGGCACGUUAUGCUGUCUCAACAGUUGGAAAAUCAGAAACGAAAUCAGGUCUAUCCACGUCCAAGAGUGAAGAUUAACAACUUAGAUCGAACCAGUCCAACCUUGAAUUUGAGAUUCCAAAAUAGUUACACCUCGCCAUCCACGCCAGAUAGCACGAGAUCGAGUUUGCUGGAGAGUCCGAGGCAGAAGACGUCUCCGAAGCAUCUGAUGACAAUUACCUCGAACAAGUUAGCUAAUUUCGCUCAUUCGGAUAACGCGACGUCGAGAGCAACCUUGUUGCAAGUUCGAAAGAACAUGGAGAUACUGAAACAUUCCGAAUCGAUCAAUACCAUCGAACCAAUGACGCACAUGAGACUGUUAGAGCCAUACAAAGUGAUCGAAACUCUAACUGUACCGACAAUACACUCGGAACCACCGAGUCCCAUAGAUCCUCUUCCUCUCGCGUCUCUGGAGGAGGAAGAGUCAAGAAACUCCGAGACGACGAAACCUUCCAUUAACCUGGAACGUUCGAAAUCCCCAAUGGGUAAUAGAAGGAGUCCUGUAAGGCACUCCGAUCCUGUGAUACCAUCCGUCUUGUUGAAUAUCGAAGAUUACAGCGACAACCGCGAGUCAGUCAACGACAGAUCUAGUCACAACAGUUCCUCGAACAAUCUAGCAUCGAUAGAGCCUAUAGAUCUGUUCGAAGCGCUAUUAAAGAACUCGGAGAGGUGCAGAGAGGGAAAAUUACCGGAGCCAAUCUUCGCAGAACACGACUCGACGAGAUUCAGCUCUCGGAGACCUUCAGAUUCGAAGUGGUCCGAGUCCUCUAGAAGUCAAGAGAUCCUAUCUAACGUGGUGAACGAGCAUCAAGCGUUUCCUUCGUCUUAUUCGGUGAACAACUUCCAAGUUUGCAACAGCGGUAGUGAUUUAAACGACCUGACAUCCCUCGAUCCGUUCAUGUGUCCAGACGCUUUGAGUUCGUCCUUACGCGAGUCUUUCUUCAGUGCUCCAUCCGUACCUGACUCGGAGAUCUUCACGUCGUUCGAGGAGAAUGACGAGUCUAAUCUGACACCUGAAUCCGAAGGUCAUCUAUCCCCCUAUAUAUCCGGCUCUACGAUCAGUCUGAAGAAAUCAACGAUGGAGAAUGAUCUACAGAGCAAAUCCACCGAGUUCGUGUUUCGAAACAGAUGUCUAUCGACGAGAUCCUGCACGCUCCUUAGAUUAGAGCCGUCCUUACAUCGAAGCAGAUUACGAGUCAGGCCGGGAACGAAUUACAUCCUGAAGGACACGUCGGUCAAGAAGAAUCCACGCUUGGCACCGCUCGCCACGCCGACGCCCACGGAAAUUUGCACGCCUACGUUCGAGCUUGUCUCGGAGAUAAAAGGUGACAACGGUGUCGGUGUCAGAGUAUAG